AUGGAGAAAAUGGAGAGAAGAAAUGAGACUACCACUCCAGAAUUCAUCCUUUUAGGAUUUGGAGAUCUCCAGGAACUACAGUUUCUUCUCUUUGUGGUUUUUCUAAUUAUCUAUAUUGCGACUAUGGCUGGAAAUAUCCUCAUUGUUAUCCUAGUUGUGACUGAUCCACACUUACACACCCCCAUGUAUUUCUUCCUUGCAAAUCUGUCUUGUUUGGAGAGUUGUUACUGCUCAACUAUCAUUCCAAGAAUGCUAGUCAGUUUUUUAACUGGUAACAACCAUGUUUCUGUGAAUGGCUGUAUUGUUCAGUUAUGGGUUUUUGGUUUCUUAAUAGCGUCGGAAUGCUAUCUCCUGACAGCAAUGUCUUAUGACCGCUACUUAGCAAUAUGUAAACCUCUGCAUUACUCAGUCCUUAUGAAUUUCAAAGUUUGUCUCCAGCUGAUCUCAGGUUCCUUUUUUGGCAGUUUUGUGAUAAACCUGAUCUUAUUACUUUUUGUACUGCAGUUACACUUCUGUGGCCACAGUGUUAUUGAUCAUUUCUUUUGUGAUUUCAUUCCAAUAGCCAAUGUUGCCUGCAGUGAUGCACAUCAGAUAAAACUUUUAUCAGUCCUUCUAACAUCCAUCUGCACCCUACCACCUUUCAGUAUAACAAUAACAUCAUAUGGAUGUAUCAUUAUUGCCAUUCUUGGAAUCCCAUCCACAACUGGGAGGCAAAAAGCCUUCUCUACUUGCUCUUCUCAUCUCAUUGUGGUGACCAUUUUCUAUGGAACUCUCAUCAUUGUGUACAUUCUGCCAGACAGCAAUGGACUGCGGGAGCUGAAAAAACUCUUCUCUGUUUUUUACACCAUUCUCACACCUCUGAUCAAUCCUCUCAUUUAUAGUCUAAGAAACAAUGAAGUAAAGGUGGCACUCAGGAAAGCAGCUUCCAAAUGUGCUGCUUGCAAACAUGUUGAUUGA
Sceloporus undulatus (fence lizard) is the source of this 957-nucleotide messenger RNA. Its product is annotated as olfactory receptor 11A1-like. Gene Ontology annotation, cellular component: membrane. Gene Ontology annotation, biological process: G protein-coupled receptor signaling pathway. Gene Ontology annotation, molecular function: G protein-coupled receptor activity; olfactory receptor activity. The record is from RefSeq and is a predicted model, not a curated record. NCBI's taxonomy places the organism in Eukaryota, Metazoa, Chordata, Lepidosauria, Squamata, Phrynosomatidae. The transcript has a single exon. Bases 1 to 957 code for a protein of 318 amino acids.